Molecule: messenger RNA, 981 nt
Organism: Paramecium sonneborni
Lineage: Eukaryota; Ciliophora; Oligohymenophorea; Peniculida; Parameciidae
Source: the annotation of a GenBank genome assembly
AUGGCUAAUGUAUCAUAUAGAUAUGACACAUUUAAACAUGAUUAAUGGAUUGCAGGAUUUGGAGUUCCUGGAUUACUCUUAUGGGUUCUUAUAAUACCUCUCAUCUUUUGGUAUGUUUGUUAUUAAGGAGCUUAAUAAAUGAAAUUGAAUUCUUUUAGGUUCAGUCAAUCAUGGGGUUUCUUUUAUCAUGAAUACAGAAGAAAUAGAUAUUAUUGGGAAUUCCUUAAAAUAUUUUAUAGAUCUUUAAUUAGCGUUCUUAUUUGCUACUUUUAAGAAGAAAUCACUGUUAAAGUAUAUUUUAUUCAUAUAUAUAGGGUAUUCUAUCAUUUCUUGUUGUCUAUGCUUAUUAUGGACUUGCUACUCAUUUUAAUCCAUACAAUUUAAGAGUAAUCAAUGAUCUAGAUUAAUUAUCGACUGUUGUAUUAUCUUUAUCCCUAGUUAUCGGAGUAUUUCUUUAUAGAACUAUUGAAAUCAACUUUUAUGGUCUUACUUAUGCAGGAUAUGUUAUUAUUGCACUUUUAAAUGCUGUUUUCCUACUUCUAUUUUUUUAUAAUCUUUUUAAAGGAAAACUUUAAGAAUUUGGACCAAAACUUGAUGAACUUAGAGAAAAAAUUAAAGAAAAAUAACCACAUCUUGAAAAUAAUCCUCGUCUUAGACCAUAUUUAGUAAAUUAAACUAAACUUAAUCAAAAAGCCAGAUUUGAAUGGACUGUCUUGAGUAAAAUUGUUAAUUUUGGAAUCUAAUAAUGGAGAUUAGAUAAAACAAAGCCAUUAUAAUUCUUUAGAUAGUAAUUUUAUUAAUAUAAAUUUUAGUGUUGAACGUACAAAGAGUGAAUAUAACAACAAAAUAAACUAGAUACAUUAAGAGUUUGGUUCUGAAGGAGAUGAAUAGAGUUUAUUAUAUGGUGAUGGAUAAAAUUCAAUUUAAAUGUCUUAAGAGAAACUUUAAGAUGAAGGAAAGGAGGAUUAUAAAUAUCAUUGA